Molecule: messenger RNA, 3320 nt
Organism: Aphanomyces invadans
Lineage: Eukaryota; Oomycota; Saprolegniomycetes; Saprolegniales; Verrucalvaceae
Exons: 7
Coding region: 27-3272 (1081 amino acids)
Biological process (GO): mitotic DNA replication checkpoint signaling; DNA damage checkpoint signaling; DNA repair
Molecular function (GO): ATP hydrolysis activity; ATP binding; chromatin binding
Source: RefSeq, a predicted model, not a curated record
UUACCUGAACAAUCUUGGCGGUCACGAUGCGAGGCGUAGCACGAUGGCUGCAGAUGCGCGACGACGACGACGACGACGGGGACGACGAGCAAGUGGAAGAUAUUGAAUCUGAAGAAGAUGAUGGCGAAUUCGUGGAUGGUGUCACGUUGAGGAAGGACGCAACAAAGAAGGGAAAAACAGAGGCAGCGGCACUUACGUCGAAAAAGGCACGGCAGAAGAAAGGACAGGAUGGUGACAAAGGACAGCUUCGCAUGAGUUCCUUCGUCAAGAAGGCGUCGUCACCAUGUCUGAGCCAUUCAUCGCCUGGUGCUCAUUCCCCACAUCCCAAGGAUCACGAAUGUUCGAACGGAGCAAAUGCGACUGUCGUCUCCAUUCAUGACGACUCGAGCAACAUUUCCAUCACUGACGGAUCCCCAGUACAGGAAGAAAAAUCCGGCGUUAUCGAUGCCACUGAAAAAUGCUUCAUUGAGGUUCUUCAACACCAGCGCGACGACACUAGAGCUGCCCUGCCUGGAUCAGACAAAGAUGAUACUUCGGUGAAAAGCAACGAUGUCGACGAAGCUGCGGUGUCGCCAUUAGAUCGGGUUGACGACAGUGGCGCCGUGGUUAAGCUGAAGAGUGCAAGCAAGCGGAAACCGUGGACAGAUGUCGAUUCCCGAGAUGUCAAAACUAGGGAAGCGAACGAAACUCCUUUGAAAAAGCAGUGCGUAAUGGCUGACGCGGAUGCGAGUAAAUCGACCGAAGAAAUUACUGGCGUCACACCGAAUGUACAACUGGCCCCGGCUUGUAACACCGCCAUAGAUGCGGCGCCCAAGAUGAUGGCGAUGGGCCGGCCGAAGCGGAAGGCUGUCAUGGAUGCCGCGGCCAAAGUUGUGCAGAAUGUUGAGAUUGUCGAUGCGACGGUAGCUCGGAGGGCCCCCAUUCGAUUGAAGACGUUGCGAAGGGCCAAUGCGAACUCGAACGACUGCAUUUUUGUGAACCCACCUCCUCUAUCAAAAACACCGGCCACCCCGAUCAAGGAAACCGACGACUGCGUCCUUGUCGAUCCUCCUGCAUCUUCCAAUGUAUUUGGCAAAACACCCAAGAAAGCUGCGUCCACGUCGCUGUUCUUCCUCACGACAGAGCAGCGGGACGUCGCCAAACGCCAGGAAGCUGCUCUCUUGGAAGAGCAGAGGCAAAUCGAAGCCAUGCUCAAGUUUCAAAAAGACUUGGAUCGACGUAAGGCCCUUGACGUCUCGUUUUUUGCAGGACGGAAGGUCAACCCGUUCUUUCAGCCGCAAAAGCCCCACCACAUGGUCACGAUCCUGGACGACGACGAUUCCACGAUCAUACGGGACACCAAUGCACCUCCUUCGACAUCGGGUAUUUUUUGGAAGAAGGAAUCGGCAGCGUUGUUCCCCGCGCUCUCCCAUGUGAAUGCAUUGCCACCCUUGGUACCGACCAUUAUCAUCAAUGGAUCGAAGCCACGUCGGGCUAAGCUUGACCCGAUCGUCACGCUGGACGACGACGAAGACAGUGCCAGAGCACAUAUCUGGCCACAACUGCGUCAUCACCAACACGUCCGUUUGCAACUUCAAGCGCCUCUGGACGACAUCUUUUGGUGCGUGGUGCCUGCCACACCUCCUACCGGACAAAUCGAUGAUAUCACGACGACACCGCAGUAUCUCCACUGGCAUGAAUUCUUUCAGCAAUUACCCCGAGGCGAUGCGUCGUUGCUUGUGGACAAGUACGCCCCUCGGUCGUCCCAAGGCGUCGUUGGAAAUAAACAUAGCGUCAAGUGGCUCUGCGAAUGGCUUCGGGCGUGGAAGAUUUUCCGCGACGGCAAAUCGUUGCGGCGUGUAUGUGAGCAAUACCACGAUUUAUUUGCUGCCAAGACGGGUGCAGAUGGCACGUACUUGUCGGACGACGACGACGACCCAAGUGACGAGCUCCAUCGCGUGUUUGUGCUGCAAGGCGAAUCCGGCACAGGCAAAACGUGUUGUGUGUACGCGUGUGCGCAAGAGUUUGGCUACGAAGUGCUCGAGAUCAAUGCGGGCCAACCUCGGUCAGGGAAACACUUGGUCGAGCUGGCUGGGGAAGCGACACAGUCGAGGCGCGUCGUGCAAACUGUGCACCUUUUGGACGCCCCCGUGGCGAAAUCUGCGACGAAAAAGCACAAAAAAGGCAAGAAGAAGCGAGAGGACGUGCCGCUCUCGACAACGUCCCAAACACUUGUUCUGCUGGAAGACGUGGAUCUGUUGUUCGAAGCUGACAAGGGCUUCAUGACCGCUCUUAACCAAAUCGCCAAGCACGCAAGAUGUCCCAUUGUCCUCACGUGCAAAGACAUGCCAGACAACUUUCCGCCGUCGUUGGGCCACGUCAAGCGCACAUUUUCGCGGCCGUCGCAGAUUGAAUUUCAAGCGUAUCUUACUGCAGUCGUGCGAAAUCAGCCAUCUCUGGUGACACCGGGUGAAAUUGCCAUCGACAGGCUCUUUCACGUGUGCGACGGCGACAUACGACGAGCUUUGCAUCUGCUUCAAGUCCAUGGCAGAGGCACCGGCCACACCCCAACUGCUGUCCCAGUACGCUGGACGUGUGCAGCACUGGUACCACCGAUCGAUGCUGCAAUUACGUUGGCGGCGUCGGCUGCAAGCCACGACAAGGACCUGUUGAGCAGCGCGUACCUCGAGGAACUCGUUUCUCAUUUUCCGCAUGACAAGGACAAGAAAAUCGAGCAGUUGGCAGAAUUCUUGCGACUGGACGCGAUCGCGGACAGUCUGUCAUUGUGCGAUGUGUGGUCGACCACCACAACACGAUUCUCGGCGCAAUCGUUCGAAGACGGCCAAGACUGCUCCAACCAUAUCGUGCACUCGGAAUUUCUGCACGAGAACCUACAAGACGUGACCAGCAGCGUUCGGCUGCAGGCUUGCCACGUCACGUUCCACGGCCGCGCAAAGUCGGCCACAACGGACGCCACUUGUAUUCAAUAUGCGAUGGACUCCCAUCUGCGCCACCGAAAAAUUGGAAACCGGCGGCGCAUGAUGGCGCAAUGCAUCAGGAACUUGGACGCGACUCUCGCUCCUAUCAAGGGAACGACCGUGGCAUUGCAAGGCCAGGGCGCAGUCGUUGACACGAUCCCGAUGAUGAGCAAGUUGGCGUCCGUGGAUGCGUCCACCCAUCAACACAAGCGGAGAUCCUCGAAUCGCCAUGGCUACUUGAACAAGAUCUUGUCGGACGUCCAAGUUGUGGCGUCGAUCGAGUCGUGCACGCGCUUUGGUCCGGCACUGACUUGACAGAACUUUAGACUUGAUUACCCUCCAAGUACAGACUCCCUCUCCUAC